UUAAUUAUACUACAGAUUAUCGCAAUUGCUUACUUUAAGGAACAAUCCGAUCAAUAAUUCCUUUUAAAAAACUAGAAAGAAAAAAUAAUUAAAUAGACAUGAUCAGAGAAGAGGAAUUAGAAAUUGCUAUUAAAGUCGUAAUUGUUGGAAAUGGAGGUGUCGGAAAAAGCAGUAUGAUACAGAGAUAUUGUAAGGGAAUUUACACAAAGGAUUAUAAAAAGACUAUUGGCGUCGAUUUUCUAGAGAGAAUGAUAGAGUAAUGCAAUGUGUUAUUAAAAAUAAUGUUUCAUGUUUAUUCACAUUUUUCAUCUACUUUCAGCAUUGAUGGUGAAGAUGUACGAAUUAUGUUAUGGGAUACUGCGGGUCAAGAAGAAUUUGAUGCUAUAACAAAGGCUUAUUAUAGAGGUGCGCAAGCAUGCGUAAUUACCUUUAGUACUACUGAUAGAAACUCCUUUGAGGCAGUUAAAGAUUGGAAAAAGAAAGUAGAAAAUGAAUGUGGAGAAAUUCCCACGGUUUUAGUGCAAAAUAAAAUUGAUUUAAUUGAACAAUCAAUAGUUACUUUUGAAGAAACUGAACUACUCGCUAAAAAUUUAGGUGUCCGGCUUUUUCAAACAUCUGUCAAGGAAGAUCUAAAUGUUUCAAAUGUUUUUCGAUUCCUCGCUACAAAAUGUCAUGAAAUAAUUAAGCAACAAUAUAACAACGUACUCUCACAAAAUACACCAACAAUUAGUCAGUUCAACCCCACAUUUCAUUCAAAAAACAGUGGCACUAUAGUUCUAACUAGACCUUUGAGAAAGUCUAAACGAAAAAGCAUGCUCAAAAAGUGCGGUUGGAUUUAAACUUAUUUAUUGUUAAUGUUAUCGAAAAAAAAUUACAUAAAAAUAUUAUUUAUUAA
Molecule: messenger RNA, 895 nt
Organism: Chironomus riparius
Lineage: Eukaryota; Metazoa; Arthropoda; Insecta; Diptera; Chironomidae
Source: the annotation of a GenBank genome assembly